This is a messenger RNA of Linum tenue, 2290 nucleotides long. The record is from the annotation of a GenBank genome assembly. NCBI's taxonomy places the organism in Eukaryota, Viridiplantae, Streptophyta, Magnoliopsida, Malpighiales, Linaceae.
UUUCCUUCUCGUUAGGGAAUGAGACCAGACCACGCCCCCCAGAAAAGAAUAAAAAGAAAUAUUAACUUUGAAAUCACUCAAGUCUCAAACACCUCCUUUGUCUCUCUCUCUCUCUCUCUCUUUCUCCCCUGUUUCGCUGUCCAUCUUCUUACUUCCUUUCUAUCUAGAGAGAGAGAUAUGAAGAAGAGAAGGCAGCAGCUGAAAGUUGUUAGCAGAAGAUACACAAAACUAAGGUGGAGAGGGGAACUGAAAAACAAUCCUUGAGAAUGACUUCUCCCCCUCCACCAGCACCCUAAACACCCAGUUUCUUCCCAAGACAAACCCAUCUCACCAAAUCCCAUUUUCUUCCCAAAAAAAAAUCCUCCCCAACAACAAAGAAGAGAAAAAGAUUGGUUCUUUGGAUGUAACCGUCGAUUCGAAGGAAAUCCCAUCACUUCUCGUCUUUCACAGCGGCAGCAAUGAAGCAGAGGAAGAACAACAACCUCUCUGUUUUCGUCGUCGUCUUCUCCAUCUUCCUCUUUGGGAUCUUCAUGUACAAUGAAGACGUCAAGUCAAUGGCCGAGUUCCCCUUCUCCUGGCCCACUUCCCAAGAAGCCUCCCAAGAUCCCGACUCAACCACCGCGGCUGUAGAGGUAGCAGAAGUAGAAGAAGGAGACGAUUUGGACGACGUGGAAUUGCCGCCGGAAGAUUGCGAUCUGUACAACGGCCAAUGGGUGUUCGACAACGCGACUCACCCACUGUACAAGGAGGAGAAAUGCGAAUUCUUGACGGCGCAGGUGACUUGUAUGCGGAACGGAAGGAAGGACUCCAUGUACCAAAACUGGAGGUGGCAGCCCAGAGACUGCUCUUUGCCCAAGUUCAAGGCGAGGCUGCUGCUGAAGAAGCUGAGGAACAAGAGGCUGAUGUUCGUUGGUGACUCGCUGAAUCGAAACCAGUGGGAAUCAAUGAUUUGCUUGGUCCAGUCCGUGAUCCCUCCUGGAAGAAAGAGCUUGAACAAGACGGGUUCUCUGGCUGUUUUCAGGAUCGAGGACUACAACGCGACGGUGGAGUUCUACUGGGCGCCGUUCCUGGUGGAAUCGAACUCCGACGACCCGUUGAUGCACAGCAUCCUGAACCGGAUCAUAAUGCCCGAGUCCAUAAACAAGCACGGCGCCAACUGGAAGGACGUGGACUACCUCAUCUUCAACACCUACAUCUGGUGGAUGAACACCUUCACCAUGAAAGUCCUACGAGGAUCGUUCGAUGAUGGAGCAACGGAGUACGAAGAGAUCUCACGGCCCGUAGCUUACCAGAGAGUGUUGAAUACCUGGUCCAACUGGGUUGACCAAAACGUGGAUCCUAAUCGUACCAUGGUGUUCUUCAGCAGCAUGUCCCCUCUCCAUAUCAAGAGCGAGGACUGGGAGAAUCCGAGCGGAAUAAAGUGCGCGCUCGAAACGACGCCGAUUCUGAACCAAACGAUGCCGCUGGAGGUGGGGACGGACCGGCGGCUGUUGGUGAUAGCGGCGAACGUGACGGCGGGGAUGAAGAUUCCCGUCCACUUCAACAACAUAACGAAGUUGUCGGAGUACCGGAAAGACGCGCACACGUCGGUGUACACGAUCCGGCAGGGGAAGAUGCUGUCGCCGGAGCAGCAGGCGGAUCCGGCGACGUACGCCGACUGCAUACAUUGGUGCCUGCCCGGGUUGCCCGAUACGUGGAACGAGUUCCUCUAUGCCCGCAUUAUUUCUCGCCCCUGACAAUUUAGGGAGCUGGGGGCAGAACAGUAAAAUAACGCCCGCAAUCACCAUACAGGCUACAGCACAGAGGGGAAACAGAAAAGAAGAAUGAUUUUUGGUUCUUUUUGUGAAUUAAUUGGAUUUUCUCCUUUUUGUUUUGGGCAAUUUUUAUUAUCUUUUGCAAAAUGUGAAGAGGGUUACUGUAAAUUGAAUUUUUUACUGCUAGGAUGCCCGCCGGUGGAACAUACGGUGGUGUAAAACUCUAUUGAUUCUGGCAUUCUGAUGUCUUUUUUUCACCGCCUUUCACGGUAACUCGAAUUCGAGUGCCUCGGUAGUUUUACGAUGGGAACGGCGCCGUGUAGGGUUAAGGGAAGUGAAUAGCACAAAAUGAGGUGAUUGUGCCGUUAAUUGAGGCAGGAAAGGUGGAGUGGGAGACCAGCACAGUAGCCUUUUGUUCUUUUUGUUUUGAACUUUAUGCAACUGUAAAAUAAAAUGCCACCUACAAAGCAGAAAUAAUAAUUGCAUAAGACUAGAAGAGUUCUCAAUUAAAUGGUCAAAUUAUGGAUUUGCUCCUA